AGGCGGGGCCGCACGCGCAAGUCUCGCGAUCAGUGGAGAAGGUCGGAGAGAGCGAAAAAUGGUCCUUUGCGGGCUCGGCAGUCCUGUGAGCUUGGUUCCCUGGGCUGCAGCCCUGCUCUUCGUUCUGAGCGUGGCAAGGGCUUUGGCGCUACCCGAGAUAUGCACCCAGUGUCCAGGGAGAGUGCAAAAUUUGUCAGAAGUGGCUCUUUAUUGCAAGCGGACACCAGAGCUAACGCUGCAAGCCCGCUGCUGCCUGAAUGGGGAAGGCACCAUCCUGGGGCUGGAUCUCCAGAACUGCUCUCUGAAGGACCCUGGUCCAAACUUUCCUCAAGCACAUACUGCUAUCAUCAUAGACCUGCAGGCAAACCCCCUCCAGAGUGACUUGGUCAACACCUUCCAUGGCUUUACUCACCUCCAGACUCUGAUACUGCCACAAGAUGUCAACUGUCCUGGAGGUAUUAAUGCCUGGGAUACUGUCACUUUUUAUGUAAACAACCAAAACUGCGAAGGACAAAGGAAUAUUUGCAACAGCACUGAGGAUCCAGAAAUAUGUCCUGAGAAUGGAUCUUGUGUACCUGAUGGUCCAGGUCUCUUGCAGUGUGUUUGUGCUGAUGGCUUCCAUGGCUACAAGUGUAUGCGCCAGGGCUCCUUCCCAUUGUUCAUGUUCUUUGGUAUUCUGGGAUCCACCACCUUAUCCAUCUCCAUCCUUCUUUGGGGGACUCAACGCCGAAAAGCCAAGGCUUCAUGAACCACAGAUCUUCCUACUGACCUAAAGAUCAUCCCCAUCUUAACCGAGUCAGGGAGAUUUGCUUCCUAGGCAUCAUUCAUCUGCGGAUCCUCCCAAGGCAGAGGCCUCCGUUGGAAGGAAGACGGAAAUUUGCACAACCCUGGUGUGUUGUAGACAUCCAGUCCGGGAGUGGACUAGUACCAAUUCACAUUUGUGCUGUUGACCAUAAUAAACAGUUUUUCUUUUUUU
Molecule: messenger RNA, 976 nt
Organism: Cervus elaphus (red deer)
Lineage: Eukaryota; Metazoa; Chordata; Mammalia; Artiodactyla; Cervidae
Gene: ATRAID
Product: all-trans retinoic acid induced differentiation factor
Exons: 7
Coding region: 59-748 (229 amino acids)
Biological process (GO): positive regulation of osteoblast differentiation
Cellular component (GO): intracellular membrane-bounded organelle
Source: RefSeq, a predicted model, not a curated record